UAUAUAUAUAUAUAUAUAUUUAGCAUUUGUGGUGAACAGUCAUAGUCUGUAAUUUAUGAAGACAAGACAUUUUUUGCUACAACUUUAGCAGAAAAAAUUUAUCGACACAGAAGAUGCUCAACAGAAAGAAUAAAAAUUAUUUAAGCCAGUUCAGCAAGCAGAUCAAUUUUAUUUCAUACCUUUAUCGUAUCUCUUAGAUAAAUUGCAGAAUGUGAUAUGCAAUGUCAUAAAUUAUACUUAAUCAAUCAAUGACGGAUCCAGGACAUUCUCCUAGGGAGUCCACUUAUUGCAGUGGUGUCUGCUGGAUGUUGAUUAGCUGUGAGCUUUGGUUGGGUAUUGGAUAGUGACAAUGAGUGAAGUAUUAAAGAAUUAAAAAAAUAUGUUAAAGGGGGCUGUCAAGGGGAAAUUUUUGGGAUUUUUAGAAAAAAAUUUCCUUAAAUUUUUUUAUUUUUCAAUUUUAAGUGUCAUGAACACCCUACCAUCCUACCAUACCAUUUGCAUCGGCCACUGCAAUCGAUCAUCUAUCUAUUUGGUUUGUAUUGUUUAUUCCUGUUUCCAUGCAGCAGAGGCUUGAUUAAUUUCAUCCAUAAGCUGAAAGAACCAUAUCAGUAAAAUAAUCAAAUCCUAAUACUGCCAUUAAAUACAUGAGAACAGGUGUUCAAUUUAUGACCAAGGGCCGGUGCAAUAAUCUAUUAGAACGCAGAUAGGAACAUAAAAAUUACGUCAGAAAGGAUUUCCAAUUUGUAAUGGUAGGAGGGUCCCUCACCUUCACAGAAAACAUACACGCUACAUCUCAAUCAGAAAUGUUAUUUAUCUAUUUAUUGGCAACAACGAGAAACUUUAUUGAAUUGAUCAGAAAGGAAUAAAUUUUCUUUAUUAAAAAAAAAAAGUACUCGUGAAAAUACCUUGCCAAAAAGUGUUCUACAUAAGAAAUUAAGAUUUAAAAGUACCUGGAUUUGGAAAAAAAAGACUCAUUGAAGGUCUGUUUCUGCAAUUUCAUUAACUCCAAUGGCGCUGUUCUUUGCAAGCAGCCGACCCUGUCGGACAAACUGGACAGGAACAUGGGAACGAGUAGUUCAUAACGAGUUACGUAGGUUGUCGGCCCAUAGUUGGCGGCUAGCACCUGCAAAGCAGAGGACUAUGGGGUUGGGCCUAAAAUUUCGGCCAUCUUUGGGCCAAUUAGAUUUCAUUUCUUCCCCUAUGAUUAGUCGAAAAACUGUUUUAACAGUAAGGAAAAUUUAUGCCAAAGCCUCUUAACCAACCCCUGACUAAUUUGAGGGGUUAAAAUCUGGUUCUCUACCUUCAUUUGGUGCAUCAGAGAUGUUAAAAUAGCUGAAUUUGGCUCCACAGAUUAUGAGCCAUCACCUGCACCUUUUUUUAAUAAAUCCUUUUCGUAACUAUCAAGAAGAGUGCAGAUGGGUUAAAGAGUCUUAAAACCCAUCAAAAGAAAAAAAAAUCCGGUAAACAGAAUCAUUUAUGAGGGAGAACGGACAUGUAACUUUUCUUGCUAGGGUAUUCGAUGCAAUUGAUUCUAUGGUCAUAGUAACAGCACCAAGAUGAUGUUGUUUGGGGCAUGGGAGAUGUCGUAAUUAUGAUGUUGCUGGUUCAGGUUGGAGAGAGAGCAACAUGGAACGGCCUGAUGACGAAACAAAGCAUGAAAGUAAGAUUGCAUUAGGUGAUGAGGAGAAGGUGCAAGACGGUGAAGUUGAUGGUUUGCGGGAGCCCAACGCAACAUUUCUUACUGAUUUGAAUCUCCUGAUGCUGGCUCUUUCACUAAGCUCAGUAUGCAACGAAGAUUGCAUAAAUUUGGUUGACAAAGAGAAGAAAGACAUAAAGGAUCAUGAAGCUAAUACGAGCAAGGCCUGUAUUCCCAGGUUACAUGCUAGGAAACGGGAAACUAACGACGUAAAGCUCAUGAAACGACGAACGCAAAAGGCCCAGACAAUACCCAAGGAUUUCAGGUGAGAUUUUACAGUUUUUUUUUUUUUUGUACGUUAUGUUUUUAUACAAAGGAGAACCAACCAGGUACAGUGUAACUUCAAAAGUGACAAAUGCAGCAUAUAUUUUGUCUUUCUGUCGAAAAGAAAUAUUUGAGAUGCUUGGAAUCUAACGUUAACAGUCCUUCUGGUGCU
Messenger RNA from Durio zibethinus, 2132 nucleotides. The record is from RefSeq and is a predicted model, not a curated record. Lineage: Eukaryota; Viridiplantae; Streptophyta; Magnoliopsida; Malvales; Malvaceae.